AUGGAAGCUUUUAUAGACGACCGGGCAAAGAAUCCGCGCAAACGGCAGAUGUCAAAAGAGAAGCGUCUCCUUGCGAAUCGCCAAGAGAGAGAAAGGGUCCGAAAAAUGAACAACGCCUACGAAGAAUUACGAAGCACGAUUCCGAACUACGAAGAAACCCGAGUUAAAACGAAACUGGAGCUGUUGCGUAUAGCUACAAACUACAUCCAAACACUGAAAAAGCACCAUCAAAGCAUCAUUAAUAGCGGCUACAACUCCUCGAUGAAUCAACUGAUGUACCCGCUGAGCCUUGAAAUGGAAUAUCAUGAUAACGGAACCUCUAAACUGGGGCAUCGGAUUUCAGAGUAUUCGUGCCCACCUUUGUCUCCAGUUGCCCCUCUUCCACCGUCCCAACUCAAACUACGUCACAUCGGUGCUCACCAAUCAAGCUCCAGCAGACACCAGUUUUCUAGAUCGAUUAUGAGCCCCGUGGCAGAAAGUCCUGAAAACUCAACCCAUGAUUUCUACAGCCUCUAG
Messenger RNA from Porites evermanni, 516 nucleotides. NCBI's taxonomy places the organism in Eukaryota, Metazoa, Cnidaria, Anthozoa, Scleractinia, Poritidae. The record is from the annotation of a GenBank genome assembly.